Lemur catta (Ring-tailed lemur) is the source of this 2278-nucleotide messenger RNA. RefSeq names its product regulator of G protein signaling 7 (gene RGS7). The transcript is spliced from 16 exons. NCBI's taxonomy places the organism in Eukaryota, Metazoa, Chordata, Mammalia, Primates, Lemuridae. Gene Ontology annotation, biological process: regulation of G protein-coupled receptor signaling pathway; G protein-coupled receptor signaling pathway; intracellular signal transduction. The record is from RefSeq and is a predicted model, not a curated record. The coding region runs from base 352 to 1686 and encodes 444 amino acids.
CUCCCGCGCGCGCUCGGCUGGUCCUGGUCCCCGGGAGGAGAAGCGGAGGAGGAGGGACGAGCCGGCGAGGCGGCCCAGGGGAGCGGGCGCGAGCGGCGGCUGCCGGAGCCGCCUGUGCACGGGCGGCGGCGAGGGUGGCGAUCGCCCGAGCGGCGAGAGCCGGGGCGGCGCGGAAUCCGCAUCCGCCGCGAGUGUGAUGAAGCUGCCCUACCUCGCUGCUCCGCUUGCCGCCAGCUGACAGCGCCUGUACCCAGCCCGCUCGGGAGGGGAGACGCCGCGGGGCCGUGACCUUGGCGGAGGAGGGGAGACUGAUAAUUCCUGUAUCUGAGAGUGGACCAACUUUUGGGUGACAUGGCCCAGGGGAAUAAUUAUGGGCAGACCAGCAACGGGGUGGCAGAUGAAUCACCCAACAUGCUGGUGUACAGAAAGAUGGAAGAUGUCAUAGCACGCAUGCAAGAUGAAAAGAAUGGAAUUCCUAUUCGUACUGUCAAAAGCUUUCUUUCCAAGAUACCUAGCGUCUUCUCUGGGUCAGACAUUGUUCAGUGGUUAAUAAAGAACUUAACUAUAGAAGACCCAGUGGAGGCGCUCCAUUUGGGAACGUUGAUGGCGGCCCAUGGCUACUUCUUUCCCAUCUCAGAUCACGUCCUCACACUCAAGGAUGACGGCACCUUUUACCGGUUUCAAACACCCUAUUUUUGGCCAUCAAACUGUUGGGAGCCGGAAAACACAGAUUAUGCCGUUUACCUCUGCAAGAGAACAAUGCAAAACAAGGCAAGACUGGAGCUAGCAGACUAUGAAGCUGAGAGCCUGGCCAGGCUGCAGAGAGCGUUUGCCCGGAAGUGGGAGUUCAUUUUUAUGCAAGCAGAGGCACAAGCAAAAGUGGACAAGAAGAGAGACAAAAUCGAAAGGAAGAUUCUUGAUAGCCAAGAGAGAGCAUUCUGGGAUGUACACAGGCCUGUGUCUGUCUACGGUUUACAAAAUGAUAUUAGGAGUCACAGUCCUACCCACACGCCCACACCGGAAACUAAACCUCCAACAGAAGAUGAGUUACACCAACAGAUAAAAUAUUGGCAAAUACAGUUAGAUAGACAUCGGUUAAAAAUGUCAAAAGUUGCUGACAGUCUACUCGGUUAUACAGAACAGUAUUUAGAAUACGACCCGUUCCUUGUGCCACCUGAUCCUUCUAACCCGUGGCUAUCUGAUGAUACUACUUUCUGGGAACUUGAAGCAAGCAAAGAACCGAGCCAGCAGAGGGUAAAACGAUGGGGUUUUGGCAUGGACGAGGCAUUGAAAGACCCAGUUGGGAGAGAGCAGUUCCUUAAAUUUCUAGAGUCAGAAUUCAGCUCAGAAAAUUUAAGGUUCUGGCUGGCGGUGGAGGACCUCAAGAAAAGGCCAAUUAAAGAAGUGCCCUCGCGAGUCCAGGAAAUAUGGCAAGAAUUUCUGGCUCCGGGAGCUCCCAGUGCCAUUAACUUGGAUUCCAAGAGUUACGACAAAACCACGCAGAAUGUGAAGGAACCUGGACGAUACACAUUCGAAGAUGCUCAGGAGCACAUUUACAAACUGAUGAAAAGUGAUUCCUACCCACGUUUUAUAAGAUCCAGUGCCUAUCAGGAACUUCUACAGGCAAAGAAAAAGGGGAAAUCUCUCACGUCAAAGAGGUUAACAAGCCUUGUUCAGUCUUACUAAAAGGAUCACCUUGUAGCACGGAAGCAGAGUGGAGUCAUUGCACACACAUUGUAGCUCCUUGUUGUUACCUGGCGCAGAGGACAUUAGACCAAGAUGUUGCAUGAGCAAAGGACCUGAAUUGUUAUUUUGUGUGUACAUUCCAUCUCCAAGGGACUCUACCAUCUCAAUGCCUCCAUUUCAAACCGUUGUCUGCUUUCUUUCUCCUUAUACCAAGCUGGAUCUAUGUCUUUUCCUUUUUAACAAGUUCAAGUGAAGUAAAACCUGUUUUUUUUUUUCUCUCUCUCUCUCUCUUUCUCUUAAAGCUACCGCUAGACACACAGUUCACUGAAAAUUCAGUCAGUCACAAACUGGAAGAAUUGUAAAAGAAAAAAAAACCAUAUAUCAAUAAGUAUACAUAUGGCUUCACAUUUAUUAAACAAUAAAUUAGCACAGAAGGUUUCAUUUCACCGAUGUAUUCACAGUCAGAAACAAGCUCAUGUCUUUGUUGUCUGUACACUCUCGGUUAAUGUUUCUUGCAUUUAUUUUUAUACCAUAUUUAAAGAAGAAACACCUUUUACUCCAAAUGUAUUAAAGUUGAUCCCUUCUCUGUAAA